UAUUCAACAUGGCGACCAUGUCAUACAGACAACCGUGCUUGGAGCUAUUUUUGCUUGUUUUCGCCGCCUGUAUACUACAACCUGGAUAUUUUGAGACUCUUCCAGAGUUAAGUGUUGUGCAAAGAUGGGCUGAGAAGUUGGAUAAUGAAUUUGAAAAAAUUGCUGUGGAUGACACCGGCAGUACAGUGCUGACAAAGAACUAUCAAAGCUUCUACGAUGUCAGGAUUGUCAAGUUUGGCCACGUGAACAGUAUGACAUUGGUGAAUGAAAUGGCUGAGAAGUUGACAACAAUGUUGGGUGGAAAAAUGGAAUCCCUCCGAAGAUCGGUAGUGCUGGCAGAGAAAGCUGCGGCUAACCAUACAUGGGAUUCCAGUCUAAAGCUUGGUAAUGUGGACUACUGGAACUCCAAGGAACCUGGCCAGCUGCUGGACCACCUGGAGUACAGUGACCGCUUCAAACAGAAGAUCAACGCCACUCGCUCCAGUGUCCACAUCCCUGUGGAGAUCUAUGAGGGAGAUAUUCACAUCCUCAAUGGAUUGAUGUGGUCGGAUCAACUAGACACUGUAUUUAGGAGAAACUACCAACGUGACGAUGACAUCUUGUGGCAGUACUUUGGCAGUCAAACUGGUUUCAUGAGAACAUUUCCAGGGAGUUUGUGGACUACACCUGACGAUGAGGUAGACUUGUACGAUGUCCGACGUAGACCGUGGUAUACCCAGGGCUCCAGUUCUCCGAAGGACAUGCUCAUCUUAAUUGAUAGGAGUGGAAGUGUUCACGGUAAAACACUACAGCGUAAGGUUGCGGUCAAAUCCAUUUUGGACACGCUCGGAGAGAACGACUUUGUACAGAUCAUUAUGUUCUCCACUGAAGCUGACUAUGUGAGCUGUUUUAAAACAUUUGUACAGGCCAAUUAUAGGAACAAGAAGCUCCUUGGAAAAGCAGUUGAUGAUCUUACAGCUAAAGGCAUGGCCAAUUUUAAAGUUGGACUUAACUUUGCAUUUGAACAGUUUGAAAAGUUUGAGGCCAAGUUUCAAGACAGAAACAGAACCACAGCUGGUGAGGGUGCAGACUGUAACAAGAUGAUCAUGCUCCUGACUGAUGGAGGCACUGACAUGGCAGAGGAGGUGUUCAAGGAACGAAACUGGGACCGCGAUCGUAUGAUCCGAGUUUUCACUUAUGCUGUUGGACAAACUGCCAACUCUGUAAAAGACAUUAAGUGGAUGUCAUGUGCUAACAGAGGUCGUUUCUCAGAAAUCCCAGCUAUGGGGGCCAUUAGAGCUAAAGUACAGGAAUAUGUGGAUGUGAUUGCCCGCCCUCUUGCUCUCAAACAUAUAGAACUGGAAAAAUGGACGAGUAGUUACUUGGGGAUGUAUAGAUCAAUGGGACUGGGGAUGAUGACCACUGUCACACUGCCUGUAUAUAAUCGUACUGUUGGAGCGUCUAACCAGACAAUCCUUGGAGUUAUGGGAAUAGAUGUAACUACAGCGCAAAUGGAGCAAUUCUCCCCAGCCUGGAAGCUCGGUCCAAAUGGCUACACCUUUGCCAUUAACACCAAUGGUUAUGUGAUAUUUCACCCCCUCCUCAAGAUCAACCAUUAUCUAAAGGAUCCUCCCAAUAUGGAUUUCCUGGACUUAGAGGUGGAGAAUGACAUGACAGUACUGCUGCGCAAGGAUAUGAUUGAUCACAAAAUUGAUUCCAUGACAAUCGAGACUUACGUAAAAUCACCAGACGAGAGACAUGUAGAUGUGGAGAAGAGAAACUAUUCCUACACUGUAAUCAAUGGAACCAACUUCAGUUUGGGAAUUAGCCUGCCACUCUACCAGAAGAGAUUUCCUCAGAUAGAGGGAAAAGCCUGUUAUAUAACUGAUAUCAACCUUACACAGUCAGAAGUCCUGGUUGCUCCGUGGGAUUACUAUGAAGGACAGAGCGAUGGAAAUAUGACAGGAUUGCUAGCUGACCUCCACAAAGUCCUCCAACUCAAACAGAGGUGUGAGAACCUCAACUUUGCUCCUGGCUUGAACGUUGAUAUGGAUAAGGUGAAACACUUGCACUGGGACAUGCAGAUGGUCAAACUGUUUGAUAACUACUGGACAGAUAUGGCAGCCUUUCCCCACCAAAGAAACGAAAGCACAAGCAAUAAUGACACUUCAGUAAACGCUACCCAUGUACAAGUGGUAGCACAUUUCAUGGGAACCACAAGCGGGAUCACUGCAGUCUUUCCCAAAAGUGAGGCUGGUUUAUUAGAGAAAGACCGUGACACCUGGAAGGCUAUCUACUACAGACGGUCCCUUGACACGUCAAAGUCCUGGUUUAGUGUUGACUACACUCUAGACAAGAGGAGUGUGAAUGAUAGUGUCCCCCACAUCCGAAUUACCAAGUCCAUCACCAUGGAUAUAUCUGGUGAUAUGUAUAAACCAGCAGUGGCUGGCGUUUUCAUCUCCCAUGACACGUUGAUGGAGGCAAUGCUGAAGACUAUCAACAAAUAUACAGAGUCGGGAACAUUGAACUGCGGUGAUGAUGCUGAAAUGUUGUGCUAUCUCCUGGAUGACGGGGCUUUCCUUAUUGCUACAAAUCAGGCAGAUAAAUUAACAGAGAUUGGUAGGUUCUUCGGCCAUGUGGAUGCUGGACUGAUGAGUGCUUUAUAUAACACUACAUACCAAAGACUAGAGCAGUACGACUACCAGGCAACAUGUUCCAAGAGUGAAGAUGAUAGUAACAGUGCUGCUUCUUUGUCAUUUAGAAUUCCGUCCAUCAACCUUUUGUUCGACCUCCUGACUGUCAACUGGUUCAGCACCUUCUGGACUUGGACUACAUUUAACUUCAAUCUAUUCAGUUGGCUGUCCCCACAGACAAACGCAGCCUAUGUAGAAGUCCCAGAGGACAUGAUGCCAAACUCUGAUGAAACAGACCACUGUAUAAAGAAGCAGGCACAGUACUAUUUCAGCGACAAACUGGGUACAGGUGCCUUCAAAGAUACAAUUUACCCCUGUGACAAGAACUGUACAAGGGACUUCUAUGCUGUCCGUUUUGUGAAGACCAACCUUCUGUUGUUGGUAGCCACUCCUGAGUGUCCAGAUUGUGAGUCUACAGCUGCCAGUGAGGAACUCAUACAAGAGCCACGUAAAGAUGAUGGUCCCGACUACUGUAAUCUGACGCCUCGUUACAGGAACAACCCAGAGAAAUGUUACGACUAUGAUGAAAAGGAGGAUACAUCCAAGUGUAGCGGGCCUUACUCCCGCCCAGUGUCUACUACAGUCAUUGUCAUAGCAACAAUAGCAUCACUCUUGUCAGCAUUAUUACUGACAGACAGAUAAUGCUUACAGAAGCUUGUGUAACCAAUAUUUUAAUCAAGGACUCCAAACAUAAUUUCCGAAAGACAUUUAUGCGGAUACCUAGCCGUUCAGGAUGACUGAAACGGAGCGUAACAGGUGUCUUUAGGGACUCUGUACAAUGGCGUCCUAGCUACUUCCUGUAGUGAUCUCCUGUCCAUGAAUUCAGACCAAGAAAUGUACAUCGAGAUGUGAACAUAUUUAACAACACUUGUGUUUAAAUCAUGUAAUUAUACAGGUGUUAGACUUGUGUCUAGAUUCUACAUAACACAGAGAUAACAUGAUGAAACAACGGUGGUGAUUCUUCUCCAGAGGAAACAGUGUACCUGUGAUAAGCGUUUACACAGUAUACAAUCAGACUAUGGUUUGUAGAUGGAAUCAUUUUCGUGCCAGAUUUACCACUCGUACAAUGGUGGUAUGUGUGUUUUGGAGAGACUUAAACCUCAAGUUAUAAGGAAUAUGUGUUUGUGUGAGGUGUGUGUUAGUGUGAUAGACUCUGUUGUGAUGUGAGUGUAAAACCUAUCAUUCCAGUGAACCUCGUACAAGUUCCUGUAAGCCAAAGAUGUUGUAUGGGAUUAAAGUCAUAAGGAUGUCUUACUUUCUGAUGGACUCCCAAUGCCUCAUUCCAAAAGAACAUCACACUUUCUCAAAUAAAAUGAAGUCCAAGUUGCUAAAUGGCUCCUUCUUACAUUCAUUGUUAGAUAAUCAGUGAUACCAGCCUUCAUUAACAUUCAUAAACACAUAAAUGUAUUAGUCCAGCAACAUUUUAUCUAGAUUAUUUAUGGGAGAUAAAAUCAGUUACAGUAUGUAGUUUUUGUGACCAAGUGAGGCCUCCUCUGUGUUGUGUUGAGUUCAAUAUCUAGGAUAGAAAAUCAAAGACAGUUUCUAUACAUUGUAUAUGACUGUGUAAUGUUAGGAUUAUGCAUGAAUGAUACAAAGUUGUAUUAUUUUUUAUUGUUUUUUACUUCCAGGAGCUUCACCGCUACAAGAAAGCAAACACCAAAAAAAAAAAAUUUGUGUAUGCAUGUAUUUUUUAUUAUUCAUACCUCCCAAAAAAUAUAUUGUUGAAAAGUUUUGUAAUGAUGAAGGUAACUAACUGUAGCUGCAGGUCUCUAGAACUGUUACAGCUAUAGUUGUGUAUUUCAAUAUUUCAUGUAAGUUUUGUAAUUUUAACAUUUGUACAGUAAGAUGUGAGUGAUUGUUAUGUGUUUAUUUGUUAGUUUAAAACAUAUUUUAUAAACAAAGAAUAUUAGAUAUUAUUUCAGUGUUUUUUUAAUAGUUGUAUUGACACAAGGCUUUAAGUUUGAAAUGUUAUAUAUCAUUGAAAAUAUUUAUGUAUGCAUAUGAGUGGAGUGUGUUUUGUUAUAAAUGAUGAAGUUGCCAAUUUUUAUUUUAUGGUUCUAGUUAUUUGUAAAUUAUGAUAUAAAGCCAUAUUUAUAUACUAUCCAAAGGAUAUAGAGGAAUUGUAUACAGAGUAAACGGUAUAUAUAGUAACUGUAUGUGUCCUUAUUAAACAUUUUAUGUGUUGGGAAUUCA
Molecule: messenger RNA, 4865 nt
Organism: Pecten maximus
Lineage: Eukaryota; Metazoa; Mollusca; Bivalvia; Pectinida; Pectinidae
Product: voltage-dependent calcium channel subunit alpha-2/delta-1-like
Cellular component (GO): L-type voltage-gated calcium channel complex
Molecular function (GO): voltage-gated calcium channel activity
Source: RefSeq, a predicted model, not a curated record